UUAAUCUUAUUAAAGUUAAUUAUUAAAUUGGCGAAAAUCGUUAAAAUGACGUACUAUUGAUUAGGGGCCUUAUUGGUUAUGGGCCUAUGAACCGCGACCAAUCAAAAUUUAGUCAGUAUUCAAUGCAAGUAUGGCCGCCUUGCCGUCACCUACGCAGGUGGCUGGGAGCCACAGCGCCAUAUAUGAGGCCUAUUAUCACCAGGUGGACCCUAAUGGCUACGGCAGAAUUGGGGCGAUGGAGGCAGCCAGAUUUUUGAAAAAAUCUCAGCUGAGCGAUGUUGUUCUUAGUAAAAUAUGGGAUAUGGCUGAUCCACAGUCUCGGGGUUCGCUGGACAAAUCGGGACUUUUUGUAGCACUAAAACUUUGUGCUCUAGCACAGGCUGGUCGUGAUUUGAGCAUGACCAAUCUGAGCUUGGAAACAGCUCCACCAAAAAUGGGCGAAAUUCCGGUCAUUCCACAAAAAACCAAGCCGGUAUCCCCAGCGGUUAUAACAUCUAUAAGUAAUGGAGACUGGUCGAUAAAUCCAACAGAACGUGCAAAAUAUGAUCAACUGUUCGAUAGCUUACAACCCGUCAAGGGAUUCAUCCCAGGCAAUAAAGUAAAAGGUGUUCUUAUGGAUAGUAAACUUCCUCUAGAUACUCUCGGCAAAAUUUGGGACCUUGCUGACAUGGAUAAAGAUGGAAUGCUAGAUAGGCAUGAAUUCGUUAUCGCAAUGCAUUUGGUCUACAAAGCGCUCGAGAAAUAUGCUAUUCCCAGCAUGCUCCCACCAGAAUUGCUUCCACCAGGCAAAAGAAAAGAAAUCAUGGCACCAGUUUCCAAAUCUCCAGUUCCAUCCAUGGUUGGGGCUCCGCCACCAAUUCCACCCUUACCUACUGUACCUGCACCAAAUAAUCUUGUUGGCUUAGAUCCUGUGAAGGCAUCUGUUACUCCACAUUGGGUAGUGUCAGCUGAAGAUCAAGCUGCAGCGGACAAACUCUUCGCACAAGCAGACAUGGACAUGGAUGGGUUUGUGUCCGGAUCUGAAAUAAAGGAUGUUUUUUUGCAGAGUGGACUGCAACAACCCGUUCUGGCUCAUGUCUGGGGGCUCUGCGACAUUUGUCAAAGCGGUAAACUAAACAAGGAACAAUUUGCUUUGUCGAUGUGGCUUAUUAAGCAGAAGCUGAGAGGUAUCGAUCCACCAGCUUCGCUAACACCUGAAAUGAUGCCACCUUCGUUGAGAAAGCUGACAGAUAAUGUUGUGGAAAAUAAUAAUGUGUCAGGAUAUUCAAACCCAGAGCUGGAUAUGAUAAGCAAAGACAUAGCUGAGCUUGUGCGUGAAAGGCACACCAUGGAGCAAGAUAUUGCGCAAAAGGAAGCUGACAUUAAGAUAAAAAAUGGAGAGAUUAAAAGCCUUCAAAGUGAACUGGAUACCUUGGCUGCAACCUUGAAGCAAUUAGAAAACCAAAAAGGAGAAGCCCAGAAAAGGCUCAAUGAUUUGAAAGCACAGAGAGCUGAUGUAGAUAAAGAGUUGAGUGAGAUCGAGCACGAGAUUCGGGAGGAACAAGAAAAGGUAGAUAAACUCCGUCAACAGGCAGAGGAGCAAGAAUCCGUUCUUCGAACCCAAGAAGAUGAGCUUAGUUCUAAGAGACAAGAGCUUGAAGGUCUUCGAUUAGAAGAACAACAAUUAGAACAGCAACAAGUAAAAAGUAAAGAUCAGCUGAACGAAUUGACGAAAAACUUGCAAGAUACUCAAUUGCAAAUCAGCCAGGCAAAAGUAAAAAUUACUCAUUUGGAGGAACAGCAGAGACAAAUGACCGAUGCCAUAGCGUUGUAUGAUUCAGCUUUAGCAGCUGCAGAUGCAAGUCUUGUUCCCGACGCUAGUCUUCGAUUUGAGCCAGAUUUUCAAGAUGAACGCUUCAAAGUGGACGACGAUCAAAGUCCAACCAAAGUUAAUGGAUUUGAACAGAAGAAUGGCGAUCCUUUUUCAAGUGCAAAUGGACUCAGUGAUUCUUCUGGAUUUGAGAACCAAGAUCCGUUUACGUCGAAUAAAGGGAAAGAAGCUUUUGGCGCCCAAGAUGCGGAUCCAUUCGGAAAUGCUUUCAAUUCACAGCCAAAUGCUGAGCAAUUUGCGAAUGAUCCGUUCUCAGGAUUCAAUAACGGAAAUGGUGGAAAACAAGAUCCCUUUGAUCCCUUUGGAGAUGGCAAAAGAAGUAAUUCCAAGUCACCAGCAGCGGUAGGAGCGCAGGCCGUAAAAGAUCCGUUCGGUGAUGAUCCAUUUGCAAAUCUACACGCUCCGGUUCGUCCAGAAAGCCCAAGUCCAGCUUUACCUCCUAAAAAAGCUAAACAACCGCCGCCAAGACCAGCACCUCCCAGACCUUCGCAAGCCCCUUCUGGCGGGCUUGGCAUGGGUCCCAUGCGUGCUGCGCCUGCUCCGCCUACGCCUUCUCCGACUCCAGAUCCCUUCGUUAAUGCGAAUUCAGAUCCAUUCGCUGCACAACUGCCAGUAGCAAACAACAACAACGAAAUUGCUUUUACCACAUCUACUUCUUUUAAUGCUGGUUUUGCUGAUUUUGCCAACUUCGAUGCAAAGCCAGAACCAGUUCCUAGUCGACUGGCACCGCCGAGACCAGCCAGCAGGCCACUAACAACGGCAACAUCAGCUCCGAAACUUCCAGACUUCACCGAAGAUCCAUUCCGAGACUACAGAUACGAGGAUCCGUUCAAUAUCACAGAUCCAUUCCAAGACGAAAUAGAGGAUGCGAACGCGAACAAAAAAAUCGUUGGUACUGGUAAGCUCGAUCCUUUUGGAUAUGAAGCCGAUUCAAGGUUUUCGGGCAAAGAUUCAUUUCCAAAAGGUUUUGAUUCUGAUUUUUCAAACACAUUUCCGUCAACAAAACACAAAACCGACAAGGUAAUAAAGACAUUUGAUACAGAUUUUGGAAGCGCUUUUUCAGAUUCUAACAAAAAUACUAGAGCUUUUGAAGCUGAUUUUGCAAACAAUUUUGUUGAUCCAAAAUCUAAAACGAACGAUAUCAACGACGCGUUUACCAGUAAGUUAUCUUCUGCUGAAAAGUCAAGCAAAAAGUCCAGCUUAGAUUUUACGCACGUUUUCAAAGAUAAACUUUCAUUCGGUGAUAAAAAAAAUCGACACAAUAAAACGUGGAAUGGUAAUAGCGGAUCUAUCAUGUUAACUGAGGAAGAACAGUUGGCAUUAGCCGCGAAACAAAGCUUGAAAGCUGAAGAGGAAAGACGUAGACGUCGAGAACAAGAAGACGCGGACUUAGCUCGUGCUAUAGAACUUUCUAGACAAGAAAAAUCUGGUAAACUUUAAGACGUUAGCAAUUGAAGCAACUUAUUUCAUCCCAUUAAUUCAAAUAUCAUGGUUUCAAAAAUUAUUUCUCUUUGUUGCUAUGAGAUACAGUGAUUUCAAUUUGUAUUUGUUUUUUUGCUAGAAAAACAAACUCCUCAGUUUCAACCCUUCAAUUCAAUAUUUAAAGUAAUAGAUUUACCUGGAAUUCUUAUAAAUUACAUUCUCUGAAUUUCGAUUUCAGUAUAGUAAAAAUAGGCAAUCGAAACAACUGUCAACAUAAAUUAAUAUCAUUCCCUGUUGAACUCUGUCUGUGAAUUCGAAAAAAAAAACGAAAUUCGAUUAGUUGUUCAUCGAGCUAUGCGAUGAUCACAGAUACAUGCUAAAGGUGCUUCUUUCAUGAGAUUAUGACACGCUACAAAGUUACGCUGCAACUUUUCAGCCACCAAAAAACUUCACUCUGAGUUCAGAUGAAUACCAAGUGAAACUAGUUUAACUGUGACUAAUCACUUAUUACAAGUAGAAUACUUAUCUGAUUUGUUAUUUUCAAAAUCAAAAUUCAUUUUUUACUCUUAUUUUGACUCCAUUGACUCACCAAGCGGAAUUCGAUUCAACAGCCAGUCCUCUCAAGUCUCAGCAAGUCAGAUUAUUGUCGCAAUUGAUUUGCAGUUAAAACAAUGAAGGUAUAACCGAAUGUGUCAUCUGCGUUGAGUCGCAUGAUCUAUGGCAUGUUGGUCUUAUUGAUACGAACGCUUUCAAUUCAAGGACAAACACAUGAAAAAGUUAUUGUUCCCCAAAGAAUACCAAAUAAUUCUACAAUUCUUUAUCCAUACAUCGUCUGUUGCUACACCGUUCAAAGUAAUUGGGGACUUGAUAUUUUUAAUCAAUAUUCGGUGCGUAAUAGUGUAUGGAGAUGCUAGAAAUUAAACUAUUGUUAUCGUUGCCAUAUCACUUUAUUCGUUAACAGCAUUAUUCUGUAUACUUGAAUCACGAUGUAGACUACACUGUACUAUGUUAAAUUUUCAUAAACAUUAUUCUCCAAAAAAGCUAUCUAAUGUGCACGAUUAUAUCUCAAGGACUGGACCAUAAAUAACAUGCAUCGAUGCAGAUUAGAGAAGAAUAAAAUAUUAAUAUAAAUUUGUCAAUGGUUUUGUUACAACGUCAAUCGUUAUAAUCAAUAUUUGAGAACAAUAGCUUUCGUGCAAAUAUCAUUCUUUUUUUUCUUUGUGAAGGUUUUUUCCUCAUUCUCGUUACUGUGUUUUGAUAAAUUUGUGAAAUCAAAGCAAUAUAUCGUGUAAUUGAAUAAAAAAAAACUAUAUAUUUAUAACUUCUGAGGGACUUUUGUUGUGGCUUAUAACAAAUUAUAGAUUUCAUUUCCACGCUACCAGGGGAUAUUGGCCAAAUGUUGAGGAAAAGAAAACCUUAAAAAUUCUAAAAUUCGUUAUUCUCUCACGUAACUUACUCGUUCAUUAUAUAUGUACAGUCCAAUAUUUAAAUAAGUUCUGUAUGACAUGUGUUAGGCUGUUCACUCAUCAAUAGGCAUAAACAACUUUGCCUCAGUAUUUCAAUGCUCGCAUCGCAUUAUAUUAUGCUUCAGAGGAAUGCUUUGUGAAAAAUCGUGCUAAUUUUGGCAUGAAAAACGACGGUGUUGAAGCUGAUGGUGCUUAAAAUUCAACCUAUUCGUAUUCUCAUUAUUCACUUUUGGGACUCAAUCAAAAGCGUUAGAAUUUCAGAAUUUGAUAUAUGUAUAAUUAUGAGCUCUGUCGAAAAUAUUAUAACAUAUUGAUGUGUUCCCAUAUUAUCAAGGAACUUUCUGAGCCAAAUACGUGUCAUUCAUUGCUUCAUAUACAUAGGUAUACUGUAUGCCCCUGAAGUAAAUAAUAAUAUCAUAACGUGCUUUUACACUAUACAUAUACUAUUAUAGCAUACCAAAAAAGAUUGAAAAAUAUAAUAUAUAAUCGAAAUAUAGUAAACACAGAUUAGUGGAAAGACAAUAAUGUCAGGCGGAUAUCAUAGAAAUUGAAUAUAUUAGUCAAAGGCAUAAAGCAUUCUGUACUAACAUUUAAUUUCCAACAAACGAAUAAAAAAACAAAAAGCGUAAAAAUUUAGAAUGAAAAUACGGGAAGAAAUAAUAGAAAAAAAACAAAGGAAAUAACAUUAGAAUAAAUGAAAGAUGAAAAAUAUUUUAAAUAAUCUAUAUUUCAUUGUAACGCGUAAACGGGAGAUUUUUGUAAUUUUUUUUUCAUCCUACAAUCACAAACGACUGUUCUAUUAUGCGGUGAAGGUAACGUGUUUGCUUGCAUAAAUGCUAGUCUGUUUGUAACGUUGUCCUUUUUGCCUUCGGAAGAAUUUCAUAGUUUUGUCUGUAAAUUGCAAUAUACACAAACGUAUCGAUGAAAAUCCGCUUUCUUCUAUUUCUUGGUGUACAAAAAAAUCUGAAAAAUCUUCUACCAACAAUUUCUAACGAAAAAUAUGUUCUAUGAGACGAUAUGAUGGAAAAAAGUUUAUAUCAAACGGAGAGUGCUUUAUCGUUAUAAUCAAUCAGUAUAAACAUAAAGCUCUAUAUGGACUCUACAUAUCGGGAAUUCCACGUUAAUUUGUUGAACCAAAAACAGUGACCAUUUUUUCUACCAUCGGCUGAACACAGAAAUUUGAAAAAAAAACCCAAAGAAGUGUUUUGAACUAACAAUAAGAGCGUUCGUAUAAAAUAUCGCUGAAAAAAUGGAAGAGGGUCACUGUUUUUGGAUCAUCGGAUUAAGGUGGAAUUUCCCAUAUUUAUUUAUAUAUUUUCUUUGUUUAACUUGGAUUCUCGAGUUGGAGAAAAAGUUAAAACAAUUACUUACAUGUACCUUUUUUCUGUUGCCUUGUUUAGUUAUGGAUUGGAUAACCACUUUUUUUUGUUCGUUAUGUAUAUUUUUGAUUAAAACAAUGACAGAUUACUUUUUAUUUUCCUGGAUUAAAAAUAUUAUCUUCGUAUCUUAAAUUAUUAGUUACUAAAAAAGUUUUCGCGCAAUUCAUCGUAAUUGACUCUUGAUACCGGCGACAAUUUUGAAGCAUUUCACGUUUCAAGGGGUUCUUCAUUACGUGCGUUAAUGACCAACUUUAUUUAUUUUACGUAUCCGACUCCGAUUAUGUAUUUCAUGUACACAUGUUAAUCAUAGGCAUCUGAAACUUUUUUGUUUUAAACGAAAAGGUCCUAACUAGUAUCAAUUUCAGUAUCUGAUGAUUGUUCUAUCCGUAUAAUCUACGAUUCAAAAUAAUACUUAUGGCAGAUUCUGCGAAAUAAACAUAAUCAGGCUUUACUGUUACUGCGAAAAUAUUGAUACGAUUUAAUGAUGCUUCUGAUCUGUAUCAAAGACGUUGAUCGUUCUCACUUGACAUUAAUCAAGAAAUUAUUCUAAUUAGCAUUAGCUAUAUCAUUAUUAGUUACGACCCAAAGAUAAUGGUGUUCAAAUUUCUAUACCUCUGAAUGGAUUUUAAUUUCAAUAGUUUUCUUUUGUUUCUUCAAUGGAAUCGUCUAUCAAUUGUAUUUUCAUUACUCUUUGUGUUAGUUUUGGUUUCACCGCCUCCGAUUCUUAAGGAUGGGCCGAUAUAAUGUAUAUAAACUAUUAUUACUAUCAUUAUAAUGCUAAUAACAACACGAAAGGAAGAAAAAAAAUCAUAAUAAUAACAUUAACAAUAACGUUAACAUUAAUCAUUUAAUAAAAGUUAUACUGUAAAUUUAUUAUUACAUUUAAAUCUAUUCGAAUGUAAUCGUAAGAAUGGUAUGUACAUUAUAAGGAUCCCUGUAUAUAUGAUAAGAGUAUUGUAUUAUCUGUUUAGAACAAAUGUUGUGUAUUAAAACACAAGCAUUAGUCGAAAUUUAUCGUUUCAUUUAACGUUAAGUAAAAAAUACAGCAUAAUGUGCGCCUAAGCAAAUUUAGGUUUAAAGUGACAUCGUGCAUCAAAAUUUAGGAAGGAAAUGAUCAGAUGAUUGUUUACUUUGGUUCAAAAUUAUUCUCAGUUAUCGCAGUGGUGUAUCGACAACUUAAAAAUAAAAAUAAUACUCAGAUGAAAGUGUCACUGUCCGAAAAAUGACCAGAAAUGAUGAAUCAACUGGACUUGCAUUUUUCUUUCAAAUAAUCAAACGGGACUAGCAUUCGAUAGAAUUAAUCUGUUGUUGUUCACUACCAACGUGAUGAAUGUUCCAAUUCUAAUAUCCUGUUCGAAGAAUCUGAAUAAGAAGUUCUGCGCGAUCGAUGAACGUCGUAUAUGGUAGUAUAAAUCUAAAAUUGGCCUCACAACUUGCCACUUAGAGAGAAAAAUCGAAAAGCCGAAACUGGAACCACUUCGUUUUCGAAUUUCUACUUCCAUCAUUGUUUGCUCUCUUCCCCGGUUAAAAUUCAUGACCAAUCAAUUAAUACUGUUUGAUUUGCCGUAGUCACGACUUAUUUGAAUGUAUGUUUGCUAUGGAAUAAGUGAUCGAUAUGCAUACCAAUGAUUGAAUAAUGUUUGGGUCUUUCUCAUGUAUCCAUUUAUAAUCAAAUCAUUCAUAUCAUACCUCAUAGUACACACAUACACACACAAAUAUAUUUGGUAUGUACCUAUAUUUUUCAAAUUAAAAUGUCCUUUGGCGAAAGGCAAAUUAAUUUGAAAGUUAGUUAAUCGUAACCUCAUAUUGUUAAAUGUUGAAGAAUAAAAAAUAUUGUAUCACCAAUGUUCAGGUACAAAAAAAAAAUUGAAAUCUAAAAAAACGAUGAUAAGAAUGUUAUGUUUUGACUGUUAUUAAUUGGGAGUGCCCGUUUACUGAAGUUCUAAUAAAAGUGUGAACUCCACCAAAAAAA
Molecule: messenger RNA, 8109 nt
Organism: Athalia rosae (coleseed sawfly)
Lineage: Eukaryota; Metazoa; Arthropoda; Insecta; Hymenoptera; Athaliidae
Gene: Eps-15
Product: epidermal growth factor receptor substrate 15-like 1
Exons: 14
Coding region: 131-3310 (1059 amino acids)
Biological process (GO): endocytosis; endosomal transport
Cellular component (GO): plasma membrane; cytoplasm; clathrin coat of coated pit
Molecular function (GO): calcium ion binding; cadherin binding
Source: RefSeq, a predicted model, not a curated record